Molecule: messenger RNA, 3114 nt
Organism: Triticum dicoccoides
Lineage: Eukaryota; Viridiplantae; Streptophyta; Magnoliopsida; Poales; Poaceae
Product: LRR receptor-like serine/threonine-protein kinase GSO1
Exons: 1
Coding region: 1-3114 (1037 amino acids)
Molecular function (GO): protein binding
Source: RefSeq, a predicted model, not a curated record
AUGACGCCGCCGCCAGAUGCCGCCUUCACCACUGGCAUCCUCCUCGUCCUCGCCCUCUUGGUUUCUGCCGGCCGCAGCCAUGCCACAACGGAGUCGGAGGCCGAGGCGCUGCUAGACUGGAAGGUCAGCUUGGGCGACCCGGAUGUGCUCUCUAGCUGGGCCAAGGCCACGGGGCUUUGCUCCUGGCUUGGCGUAUCCUGCAACAACACCGGCCGUGUCGAAUCCCUCAGGCUCCAGGGGAUAGGCCUCGCUGGCAUGCUCAACAAGCUCAAUACCACAGCUUUUCCCACCCUCAUCGUGCUUGACCUCAAUGGUAACAACUUUGUCGGCGUCAUCCCAGCAAGCUUCUCACAGCUGCGCUCCCUUGCCGUGCUCGACCUCGGCAGCAACGGGUUCGAGGGCCCCAUCCCGCCUCAGCUCGGCGAUCUCUCUGGCCUUGUCGACCUGCGUCUUUACAACAACAACCUCGUUGGCGACAUCCCGCACCAGCUCAGCAGGCUCCCCAGGAUCGUGCAUUUCGACCUGGGCUCCAACUUUCUCACCAACCCAGACUACGGUAGGUUCUCACCAAUGCCCACCGUCACCUUCAUGUCGCUCUCCCUCUGCUACCUCACCGGCAGCUUCCCAGAGUUCGUUCUCGAGAGCGGCAACAUCACCUACCUCGACCUAUCGGAGAAUGAUAUCUCUGGGCCAAUACCGAACUUGCUACCGGAGAAGCUCCCCAACCUCAAGUACCUCAACUUAUCCUUGAACGCCUUCUCUGGCCAGAUACCAGCGUCGCUGUCGAAGCUGAGGAAGCUCCGGGACCUGCGGGUUGCAACCAACAAUCUGACUGGUGGCAUUCCUGAUUUCCUUGGGUCCAUGUCCCAGUUGAGAGCUCUUGAACUCAGCAACAACCCGCUCGGUGGGACGAUCCCACCGGGUCUUGGUCAGCUCCAAAUGCUGCAACACCUUCACCUGAAGAACUACGGGCUGGUUUCCACUAUUCCUCCACAGCUGGGCAACCUGGGCGAUCUCAAUUUUGCGGAGUUGUCAGUGAAUGAGUUCACUGGUGCCUUGCCGCCGGAGUUGGCCGGGAUGCGCAAAAUGCGGGAGUUUGGCAUUUCGUUGAACAAACUCACUGGUCAGAUUCCUCCAGCUUUGUUCACGAGCUGGACAGAGCUCAUAUCGUUCCAAAUAUUUGGAAACUCGCUCACUGGGAAGAUACCGCCAGAGCUCUGCGAGGCAACGAAGCUAAUAAUCUUGUAUCUCUUUGACAACAACCUUACCGGUUCUAUCCCAGUAGAGCUUGGCGAAUUGGUGAGCCUGAAUCAGUUGGACUUGUCCAUGAAUUGGCUCACGGGCCUUAUACCCAGCUCGUUGGGUAAACUCACGCAGCUCAUGAGGCUGUCGCUCUUCUUCAACCUGCUCACCGGACCGAUCCCACCGGAGACAGGCAACAUGACUGCGUUGCAAGUCUUGGAUGUCAACACGAACUGUUUGGAAGGCGAGCUGCCCACCACCAUCACAUCGCUCAGGAAUCUAAAAUAUUUGGCCCUAUCCAAUAACAACUUCAGUGGUACCUUACCACCGGACCUCGGGAAGGGAUUGAGCUUGAUCAACGCAAUGUUCGCGAACAAUAGCUUCUCAGGUGAACUACCACGGAGCCUGUGUGAUGGGCUCGCGCUAAUGAACUUCACAGCGAAUCACAACAACUUCAGCGGCACGCUGCCGCCAUGCCUCAAGUACUGCACAGGCCUAUUUCGUGUGAGGUUGGACCAGAACCAAUUCACCAGCGACAUCUCAGAGGUGUUCGGUGUCCAUCCCAUUUUGGAUUUCGUGGAUAUCUCAGGGAACAAGCUGACAGGGCAGUUGUCGACUGAUUGGUCACGGUGCACAAAUCUAACAAUUCUAUCGAUGAACAACAAUCGCCUGUCUGGAAACAUUCCUGCAGCCUUCUGUGGAUUGACCUCUCUCCAGUUACUGGAUCUAUCAAAUAACCACUUCACUGGUGAGCUCCCAAGUUGCUGGUGGAAACUACAAGCACUGGUCAUUAUGGAUGUGUCCAGCAAUGGGUUUUGGGGUAAAUUUCCUACUGCAUCAAUAAGCUUGAGCGAGUUCCCUCUCCAAUCACUUCAUCUUGCUAACAAUAGCUUCUCCGGGGAUUUCCCAUCUAUCAUUGAAACCUGUUGCAGUAAGCUCAUCACACUAGAUCUUGGGAACAACAUGUUCUUCGGCACUAUUCCUGGUUGGAUUGGAAGAAGUGUUCUUCUUCUACGAGUUCUGGGCGUCUCAUCCAACAAUUUCAGUGGCGUUGCUCCGUCCGAGAUAUCCCAACUUUCUAAUCUGCAAGUACUUGACAUGUCCAACAAUAACUUUACUGGAUUCAUCCCGGGUACGUUUCGCAACUUAUUUUCCAUGAUGGAACAAAUGUCCUCUUGGACAGCAGAAACUUCUGAAAGGCAUGACGUGGUCCAGUUGAGCCAGAUUUCUAUUUUUUCUCGGAGGACCAUGCCACCUGAUAACCCGUCGUCAGCAGAUGAGUACCGAGAGAGACUUAACAUUUUCUGGAAAGGCCGUGAGCAAACUUUUCAGAAAACAAUCAAGCUAAUGACAGGCAUCGAUUUAUCGAGCAAUCUGUUUCUAGGGGACAUCCCCGAGGAGCUAACAUACCUUCACGGUCUCCGAUUCUUGAACUUGUCCAGAAAUGAUCUAUCAGGCAGUAUUCCAAAAAGCAUUGGAAGUUUGGAGGUCCUGGAGUUCCUUGACCUGUCAUGGAAUGAACUUUCAGGUGCUAUCCCUCCUAGCAUCUCAAAUUUACCAUCCCUCGGCGUGUUAAAUCUCUCCAACAACCACUUAACAGGGCCCAUACCUACUGGAAGUCAGCUGCAGACACUUGUAAACCCAUCGAUUUACGGCAACAAUCUGGGGCUUUGUGGCUCCCCGUUGAGCGUACAUUGUCUGGAUGAGGGAACUCAAGACCAUAGACAGCAACUCGGAAGCGAUGUGGGGUUGUGUUACUCUGUAAUUCUUGGCGUUGUUUUUGGUUUUUGGCUUUGGUUUGGAGCUCUAUUUUUCCUCGAGCCAUGGAGGGUUUCCUUCUCCCGUUUUCUUGAUAAGUUGUGCAUCAAGUAA